This is a messenger RNA of Onychostoma macrolepis, 1336 nucleotides long. RefSeq lists its product as uncharacterized. The transcript is spliced from 4 exons. The coding region runs from base 1 to 1116 and encodes 371 amino acids. The record is from RefSeq and is a predicted model, not a curated record. NCBI's taxonomy places the organism in Eukaryota, Metazoa, Chordata, Actinopteri, Cypriniformes, Cyprinidae.
AUGAAAAACGAAGAACGUCUGGAGAUGCACUCCAUCCAAGAAGGUCUUAUUACCUGGAGAAAACUGUCUGGAGCGGUUUUAUUCACACUGUGGACAGACAAAUUACUUGAAGCUGGACGUUUGACAAGGUCGAGCAGCUGGUCGAAGGGGUCCAUACCUGGCCAGGGUUCCGUAGAAAAGCCGCUGGAUCCUCGUGUGGCUGAGUAUUCUGUAACGUGGCUGAAAUGUCUGGAAAAUGUGGAUGGACUUCCUGUGUUCCCUGCCUCAGUGUUUCCUAGGUCCCAGUUCUUGCCGUGGUGGUCUUCUGCUCCGACUGUUCCAUCUGCUCCGCUGUGGUGGUCAACUGCUCCGGUCUGGUGGUCAUCUGUUCCACCAUGGUGGUCUUCUGCUCAGAUCUGGAGAUCUUAUGCUCUGCCGUGGAGAUCUUCCGCUACGCCCUGGUGGGCUCCUGCUCCGUCUGCUCUGCUGUGGAGGUCUUCUGCCCCGUCUGCUCCGCCCUGUUGGGCUCCAGUCCUGUCUGCUCCGCCUUGGUGCCCUGCUCUUCCGGCUUUGCCUCAGUUCCAGGUCUCUUCACUUCCUCACGGACCUGGCCCUCCGUCCCUCCCCCUGUUCCGCCUCUGCUCCACCACCCUCCUGGAUGGUGUAAUGUUUGGAGCAUCUGGAAGCCGAGUAUUGUAUGCACUUAUCCCUCUCCUAGCGAUAGCUACUCUACAGAGCCCAUGUAGUUUUCUUAGUCUUGCCUUGCCUGUUUUCCUGUGCUUUAUUCUAGCCCGUGUUUCCUGGAUUAACCCUUUCCGUGCCAUUCCGUGUUUCUGUUCAGUUCCUGUAUUGUCCUGCGUUUUUCACUCCCCUAGUGUUAGCUGCUGUACGGAAUGUUUGUUGUUUUCUAGUCUGUGUUCCCAGUAUUUACCCCUGUCUCAUUGUUCGGACUCCGUUUAUUGCCUUGCCUGGAUUAUAGCCCGUGUACCUGGAUUAUCUCUCUGCCUUGCCCUUUUGGAUACUGUUCGCCCAUCGUCGACCUUCGCUUGCCCUAGGAUUACUCUUUGUCUUGUCCCUGCCAUACCUGUUUGCCUUUGUUUCGACCCUGCCUGUAUAUAUGACCAUGCCUUUAAAUAAAAGCUUGCACUUGGAUCGGCACGUCUCACGUCUCGUCAGCCACGUUACAGUAUCUCAGCCAAAUAUUGUCUGAUCAUAACAAACCAUCAAUGGAAAGCUUAUUUAUUCAGCUUUCAGAUUAUGUAUACAUCUCAAUUUCGAAAAAUUGACACUUAAGACUGGUUUUGUGGUCCAGGGUCACAUAUGUUAAUUACCACAUUGGGUCGAAGCCAUGCCUUUA